This is a messenger RNA of Chaetomium strumarium, 3124 nucleotides long. Its product is annotated as NACHT domain-containing protein. The record is from RefSeq and is a predicted model, not a curated record. Gene Ontology annotation, molecular function: protein binding. Bases 83 to 3028 code for a protein of 981 amino acids. The transcript has 2 exons. Lineage: Eukaryota; Fungi; Ascomycota; Sordariomycetes; Sordariales; Chaetomiaceae.
CCGCCUCUUCUGCUCAACACCAAUGUAUAGCUGUCUCUCAGCGAAACUGCGGAGAGAGCCCGGAGCCCGGCCUUCCUGAACGAUGCGUCUUCUCGAACGCAACGCCGCCGGCGAUAUCCGCCUGACCAAGUUCUUUACCAGCAACGUUCCCCGAUAUGCGAUACUUUCGCACACCUGGGGUACGGAGGAGGAGGAGAUCAGCUUUCAGGAUCUGAUGGAUGGUAUAGGCGAAAACAAAGUCGGCUAUAACAAGAUCCGAUUUUGUGGAGAUCAAGCAUGGCGUGACGGUUUGCAGUUCUUUUGGGUAGACACAUGCUGCAUCAACAAGCCGGACAACACGGAGCUCCAGGAAGCUAUCAAUUCCAUGUUUCGCUGGUACCGUGAUGCGGCUAAAUGUUAUGUUUAUCUCGCAGAUGUCUCGACCCCCUCCCUCGGCGCUGACGACAACUCCAGUUGGGAGCUGGCUUUUCGAAACAGCAGAUGGUUCACCCGCGGAUGGACCCUCCAAGAGCUUAUCGCUCCACCGUCUGUCGAAUUCUUCUCGAAGGAGGGCGUACAUCUGGGGAACAGGAGAUCUCUAGAGCAACAUAUUCACAAUACAACGGGAAUCCCUGUCGGAGCCCUUCGAGGUAGCCCUCUAUCUCAGUUCAGCGUCUCCGAGCGAAUGGCAUGGACGGAGAAGCGCAACACCACACGCAAAGAAGACAAGGCAUACUCACUACUGGGCAUUUUCAACAUCCACAUGCCGCUUAUCUAUGGAGAAGGGGAAAACAAUGCAUUCAGACGGCUGCGAGAUGAGAUCAGUAAGGCUUCAAGGGCCGAACGGGUCUACGAUCAAGCGGACGAUCGCUGUCUGGCCGACCUGCGCUGUACGGACCCGCGGCACGACAAGAUGCGCAUCGAGCAGACCAAAGGCGGCUUGCUAGCAGACUCAUAUCGCUGGGUCCUAGACAACGCCGAUUUCCGACAAUGGCGCGACGAUGGACAGAGCCGGCUGCUCUGGAUCAAGGGCGAUCCUGGCAAGGGCAAGACUAUGCUACUAUGUGGUAUCAUCAACGAACUGAAGUCCACCUGUAACUCCAGUCUUCUCUCAUUCUUCUUCUGCCAGGCUACCGACGCGAGCAUCAACAAUGCCACGGCUGUUCUGCGCGGCCUGAUCUACCUUCUCGUGGACCAACAACCAUCCUUUAUCUCGCACGUACGGAAGAAGUACGACGCUGCAGGGAAUCCAAUCUUCAGGGACGUGAAUGCAUGGGUAGCCUUGUCGGGGAUCUUUGCCAGCAUUUUAAAUGACCCAAGCCUGCCUCACACCUACCUGAUCAUCGACGCACUUGACGAGUGUACUACAGGCUUGGACCAGCUUCUUCGCCUUGUAGUCCAGAGAUCGUCGGCUUACUCGAGUGUCAAGUGGGUCGUAUCUAGUCGCAACUGGCCGAGCAUCGAGAAGGAUCUUGACGCCGCGGCGCAGAGAGUCAGGCUGUCGCUUGAGUUGAAUGAAGCGUCCGUCUCCGCGGCUGUUACUGCAUAUGUCCGGUUCAAGGUGGAUGGGUUGGCGGAGCGAAAUGAAUACGACAACGACACGAGGAGCGCUAUCGAGCGCUACUUGGUUACAAACGCACAUGGCACCUUCCUCUGGGUGGCUUUGGUAUGCCAACAGCUCGCGAACAUCUCGGGAUGGGAAGCAGAGGAAAUGUUGACAACAUUUCCACCUGGACUCGAUACACUCUACAGACGGAUGAUGGACCAGAUCUACAACUCGAGACACGCUAAGCUAUUUCAAAGAAUACUGGCUGUCGUCUCAGUCGUAUACCGACCUAUUACAUUGGACGAACUACCGGCACUCGUGGACACGCCCAACCGUGUCUCUAGCAAUGGCAAAGCUCUAGCAGAGAUUGUAGGGCUUUGCGGCUCUUUUCUGACACUUCGCGAACGCACAAUAUCUUUUGUCCAUCAAUCCGCCAAGGACUUCUUGCUCAAACAGGCACGCGAUGAGAUCUUUCCAUCUGGGAGAGAAGAAGUACACCGUACUAUAUUCUCGCGAUCGCUUCGAGUUAUGCAGAAAACAUUGCGACGCGACAUAUAUAACCUUGGCACUCCUGGAUUUCCUAUUGACAAAGUCAGACCACCCGAUCCAGAUCCGCUAGCUGCAGUACAGUACUCGUGCGUGUACUGGAUUCACCAUCUGCGUGGCUGUGAUCCCGAGAAGAACGCGAACAAGGACCUCCAGGGUGGCGGAUCGAUCGAUAUCUUUCUGCGCGAGAAGUAUCUCCACUGGCUAGAGGCUCUCAGCCUUCAAAAGAGCAUGUCAGAAGGAGUGGCUUCAAUGCUGAGCCUUGAGGAUCUGUUUGAGGCACGAAAGGAGACAUCACUUCUCAUCGAUCGCGUCCGAGAUGCAUGUCGGUUUAUCCUAUACCACAAGUGGGCAAUUGAGAACAGCCCUCUUCAGGUGUACGCUUCCGGACUUGUAUUCAGCCCAGUCGGUAGCAUAACGAGGGAUCAGUUUAAGAAUGAGGAGUCUAAAUGGAUCAUCCGAAAACCAACGAUGGCGGACAAUUGGAGCGCAUGCCUACAAACGCUCGAGGGCCAUAGCGACUGGGUCAACUCCGUGGCCUGGUCGCCUGAUGCGAGCCGGCUGGCGUCGGCAUCACGCGAUAAGACAGUCAAGAUCUGGGAUCCGACGACCGGCCAGUGCAUGGCGACGCUCGAGAUCGGUCGCAUCAACAGUCUCCAGUUCCAUGAAUAUAACCCCGACCUUGUACAUACCGACCUUGGCAUAUUCGACUUGAAAACCGUCGGAAUCUGUACGGCCUUUGACUCUACCUCUACUGAUCGUUCAUCACCAGCCGCUAUUGGAUACGGCUUGAGCCGUAACGGUACCUGGAUUACGUAUAAAGGAAAAAACCUGCUAUGGCUGCCGCCUGAGUAUCGGCCAUCAUCUUCUGCUAUAUCUGGAACGGCUAUGUCAAUCGGCUGUUCUUCAGGCCGUAUCUUGUUCUUUAUCUUCACAGACAGCAAUCUGAUUCAGUAGUUGUACUCUUUUACUUUUGACGUUCUGGCUCCUUGCACUUUCUCUAUUUUUUCUUUUCAUAGCGUGCCACAGGAAGGGUGUAGGAGAACCGGUUAA